CCCUGGGGCUGAGAAUUAAGGUUACACUGACUCUUAUUCCCACAUUCCGGGACAAAUGAAUAAGUCCUUUCCUACUAACCUCAGAAAACUUUAGACUGACUCAAAAACUCCGCCCCCCCCGCGAUUCUUCCCCGCCCCUCGGCGUCCAGACAGUGGGACAACCUGCCCCGCCCCCUAUGGGAACCCCUGACUGUGACCUCGAGCUGGUCUGCUGUCCGGUCCCGGGCAGCGACUCUGCUCUCACUCACUCUGCCCUACCUCUCCCCUCAGCCCUUGGCGAUCUUACUCUGUCCUCACCCUCGGCCCUCGGGGCGAGGCAGGAACCUUAGACACACUCCUGAACUGUGGGCCCGCAGGCUUGGGUAGCCUGCGCUUGGAGCCCGGCUCCGAGACCCCACUGUGCUCAGCAGAUCUGCUAUGCAUCCCUGAACCAUCCGGCACUUGCGAGGCAUUUUAAGGCGCCUGUUAGGUGAUUAUGUCAGACAAAGCUAUGGAAGGAGGCGAUUGCUGUAAUCCUGUUGGGAAUCCUAACCGGGUCUCCCUUCUCAGGCGCACCACACCCCUUGCUGCAGGUCUCCUUAUCUGGAGAAAGUAACUGCACAGAGCGGGAAUGAGGAGAGUGACUUAAGGAAGAAGGGACAUUAGUACAAGUCUUUGAAGGCUGAAGGAGGGAGGGUGUUUGUCCUGGGUGGGGCUCCGUGCCAGGUUCUCUGAGAGGCUGUGAGGUGGUGACAGAGAAGGGGUGGGACUGCCGGACUUCUGGACUUUGGGCAGUACAAAGCCUUCUAAAUCCUUAGUUUCAGGUCAGAGUUUCUUCCGGGCUCUGGCCUGGGAGCUGCCUGAAGCCAAGGGCUUCUGCUCUGUACGCAGCCUAGGAUGUCAGGCUUGGUGUUGGGGCAGCGGGAUGAGCCUGCAGGGCACCGGCUCAGUCAAGAGGAGAUCUUGGGCAGCACCAAGGUGGUGAGCCAAGGGCUGGAGGCCCUACACAGUGAACAUCAGGCUGUGCUGCAGAGCCUGUCCCACACCAUUGAGUGUCUGCAACAGGGAGGCCAUGAGGAAGGACUGGUGCAUGAGAAGGCCCGGCAGCUGCGGCGGUCUAUGGAGAACAUUGAGCUGGGGCUGAGCGAGGCCCAGGUGAUGCUGGCUCUGGCUAGCCACCUGAGCACAGUGGAGUCUGAGAAGCAAAAGUUGCGGGCCCAAGUGCGGCGGCUGUGCCAGGAGAAUCAGUGGCUCCGGGAUGAGCUGGCGGGCACUCAGCAGCGCCUGCAGCGCAGCGAGCAGGCUGUGGCUCAGCUAGAGGAAGAGAAGAAGCACCUGGAGUUCCUGAGGCAGCUGCGGCAGUAUGACGAGGACGGCCAUGGCAUGGAGGAGAAGGAGGGAGAGGCCACCAAAGAUUCUCUGGAUGACCUGUUCCCCAAUGAGGAGGAGGAGGACUCUGGCAACGACUUGUCCCGUGGUCAGGGCGCUGCAGCGGCCCAGCAGGGCGGCUAUGAGAUCCCAGCGAGGCUGCGGACCCUGCACAACCUGGUCAUCCAGUAUGCAGCUCAGGGUCGCUACGAGGUGGCGGUGCCACUCUGCAAGCAAGCGCUGGAGGACCUGGAGCGCACAUCUGGCCGAGGUCACCCUGACGUGGCUACCAUGCUCAACAUCCUGGCUCUGGUGUACCGGGACCAGAAUAAGUACAAGGAGGCUGCUCAUCUGCUGAACGAUGCUCUCAGCAUCCGGGAGAGCACCCUGGGCCGGGACCACCCAGCCGUGGCUGCCACACUCAACAAUCUGGCUGUGCUGUACGGCAAACGGGGUAAAUACAAGGAGGCAGAGCCACUGUGCCAGCGGGCACUGGAGAUCCGAGAGAAGGUCUUGGGCACCGACCAUCCAGAUGUGGCAAAACAGCUGAACAACUUGGCCCUCCUAUGUCAAAACCAGGGCAAGUACGAGGCGGUGGAACGCUAUUAUCAGCGGGCACUAGCUAUCUAUGAGAGCCAGCUAGGGCCAGACAACCCUAAUGUGGCUCGGACCAAGAAUAACCUGGCUUCCUGCUACCUAAAGCAGGGCAAGUACUCUGAGGCCGAGACUCUGUACAAAGAGAUCCUAACCUGUGCCCAUGUGCAGGAGUUUGGCUCUGUGGAUGAUGACCACAAGCCAAUCUGGAUGCAUGCUGAGGAACGGGAGGAGAUGAGCAGGAGCCGGCCCCGUGACAGCAGUGCACCCUAUGCAGAGUACGGAGGGUGGUACAAGGCCUGCAGAGUGAGCAGCCCCACAGUGAACACUACUCUGAAAAACCUAGGGGCUCUGUACAGGCGCCAGGGGAAGCUGGAGGCAGCUGAGACCCUGGAGGAAUGUGCUCUGCGCUCCCGGAAACAGGGUACUGACCCCAUCAGUCAGACCAAGGUGGCAGAGCUGCUCGGGGAAGGAGAUGGUAGAAAGGCCAUCCAGGAGGGCCCUGGAGACAGCGUGAAGUUCGAGGGAGGUGAAGACGCAUCAGUGGCUGUGGAGUGGUCAGGGGAUGGCAGUGGCACCCUCCAGAGGAGCGGUUCUCUUGGCAAGAUCCGGGAUGUGCUUCGCAGGAGCAGUGAGCUCCUGGUGAGGAAGCUCCAGGGGACGGAGCCAAGACCUUCCAGCAGCAGCAUGAAGCGGGCGGCCUCGCUGAACUACCUAAACCAACCCAAUGCAGCCCCCCUCCAGGUCUCCCGGGGCCUCAGCGCCAGCACUGUGGACCUUUCUUCAAGUAGCUGACAUUCAACUCCCUCUUCUAGUCUGCUGGGUCCCCACAGCCCUUACAGCAUUCCCCAUGGCUCCUGUCUCUUCCCCAACUCAAUAGGAUGGUGAAGAGGGAGCGGUGUAUGUGGGAGAUUGCUGCUUCUAGGGUCUAGGCUCCUUCCCUGGGAACCCCCUCGGAAGGGCCCUCAGGAUAACAUGCUCUCUACUUUGGAGUCCUCUAGAGUAGCUGACUGAGGCUCCCAAGGUGGGGGAAAGUGGGUCUGCACCUCAGGGAUGCGCCUGCUGCUGGCUCUUCUGUCAGUUUGGGGCUGGCCAACUGGGCUGCUUUGCCCUGGUCUCUUUUACCCUCUGCUGCCUCACUACAGGUCCACGUAUUUCACUGUUUCUUUAAUAAAUGAACCAGGUAACAUUU
This is a messenger RNA of Mus caroli (Ryukyu mouse), 3133 nucleotides long. It is a transcript of the gene Klc4, whose product is annotated as kinesin light chain 4. NCBI's taxonomy places the organism in Eukaryota, Metazoa, Chordata, Mammalia, Rodentia, Muridae. The record is from RefSeq and is a predicted model, not a curated record. Gene Ontology annotation, cellular component: cytoplasm; kinesin complex. Gene Ontology annotation, molecular function: kinesin binding. Gene Ontology annotation, biological process: microtubule-based movement.